AAGCAGGAUGGUUCCCUGUCAUGAUUAUGGAUGUAAUUCAUUAUUUCAGAUUUAAAUCACUUGUCUGGACAAUUCUUAUCUCCUCACUGUCUGUGAUCGAUGGUGCAACACCUUGGGGGCUCCCUCCAGCUGUGGAUCUUUGCUCACCAAAUCCUUGCCAAAACCAAGCCUUGUGUCAAAGCCGCGAGGAUGGCUACGCGUGCUUCUGUGUGCCGGGCUUCCAGGGUGCUCAUUGUCAGAUUGAUGUCAAUGAAUGCGUCUCCCAGCCCUGCAUGAAUGGAGGCACCUGUGUGGACAGAGUAGGCCGAUACUCCUGUCUGUGUGCGACUGGAUUCACUGGGGCCACUUGUGAGGUCUCGAUUGAUGCAUGCCAAUCACAGCCUUGUCUCAAUGGCGGCAGUUGCCAGGGCGACGCUGGUGGCUUCAGUUGCACCUGCCCGCCCGGUUUCCAAGGACACCGGUGUGAAAACAACAUUGAUGAUUGCCAAGAUGAGCCAUGCCAAAAUGGAGCUGCGUGUAUAGAUGGCGUGAAUGGAUAUAGCUGUGACUGCUCACAAACCGCCUUUACUGGCAGAUACUGUGAGGGACCGAGACAAACAUGCUACACUCAACCCUGCUUCAACAGCGCCACCUGUAUGGAGAGGCAGGGUCAUUACACUUGUCAAUGCUUGCCAGGGUUUGAAGGUCCACUAUGUGAAAUUGACAUCAAUGAGUGUGGCAGCAACCCAUGUUUAAACGGAGGACGCUGCAUCGAGAGGUCAUGGCAGGCCCUUUUUGGCAUUGAGCCACUGCUGCCUGAGCACUACGAUCCACAGCACGCUGAAGGCUACAUCUGCAGCUGUCCUCCAGGAGCAACAGGUUCCCUCUGCCAAGAGCUAAUAGACCACUGUGAUCCGAGCCCCUGCCAGAAUGGGGUGAGGUGUGAGAACCAUGAUGGGGGGUACAUGUGUCACUGCAGCAAACAGCAUAGCUAUGGCUACCUCUAUGGAGGUGCAAACUGUGACGUGAGGUUGGUGGGCUGUGACGGCCAUGAGUGCCAGAACCAAGGCUCCUGCAAUCCUUUCCUGCUGGAUGGAACUCACGGCUACACCUGCUCCUGCUCGCCUGGAUACACCGGCCCCCUCUGCAAGACCCCCACCACCUUCUCAUUUGAACGCAGUGGCUACCUUCUGCUACAGAGCCCCUUUGUGGAUCCAGAGAUCUCUUGUAAUAUCACCCUCAGCUUCAAGACGGCUCUGCCCAAGGCUAUAUUGUUCCAGCGGAGCAUCAGGGGCCUACUGCUGAUUCUGGAGCUGCAAGAGGGGCAGCUUCACCUCACACUGAGGAUGGAAGCUUCCGCUGGGCUCCAUGCACAGAGUCGAAUCGGGGCUUUGGAGCUGUCACACAUAGUCACAGAUGGAGAGUGGCACACUGUCGAGGCAGUUCUCACAAAUUGGGUGCUCAGUCUGAGACUCUUGGAUGAUGCAGCAAAGUGUCAGAGGCAGCCAUGCUACAAGGUGGCCGCAGUCCAUAGUAACAUGGACGGCCUGGUGUCGCCUCCUCAGAACACCUUCAUCGGAGGAGUGCUAAAGGACUUGAGCCAAGACUCCACAAUUUCGGCUUUCAUAGGUUGCAUGCGGGAUGUCUUGGUGGACUGGCAACUGGUUGUCCCUGAGGAGUGGCUGAGCGACUCUGCUGUGAAUGUGUCCCCCGGCUGCAGCCACCGGGACCGCUGCUUAGAUGUGCCUUGCCAAAACAAUGGACGGUGUGUCAACUUGUGGCAAAGCUACCAGUGCCAGUGUCCAAGGCCUUACGAGGGGCAAGACUGUGAAGAGGAACAUGUGACCGCACGCUUUGGGAGCGAGGACUCACUCAGUUACGCUGCCUUCACCGUCACAGAUGACCUGGGUCAGGAUCUCUCAAUCUCUCUCUUCCUGCGCACGCAGAAGCCCGGCGGCCUCCUGGUGGCUGUGGGCAACAGCAGCACGCAGUACCUGCACGUGUGGCUGGAGGACGGCUUGGUCACAGCUCAGCUUGCUGACGUUGACAUCCUGAGGGGGGAGAGCGCGGUCAAUGAUGGGGAAGUUCACUUUGUGAACGUGGAGGUGUCACAGGGGUACAUGACGCUGCAUGUGGGGGCUCACAAACAAGCUGAGGUGGAUGUCAGGACUGAUGGAGUUCAAGCAGGAGACAUUGUGUGUGUCGGAGGGCUGCUGGAGAGCGAUACUACCGCAGGUUUUGGUGGACAUUUUAAAGGAUGCAUCCAAGACCUGCAGAUAAAUGACAGGAGGCUUCAGUUUUUUGGUUUGGACACCUCAGUUCGGACAUUCCCUUUGCAAUUUAUGGAGAAUGUGACUGCUGGCUGCUCUGGAGACAACACCUGCAGUAGAAACCCUUGUCUAAACGGGGGAAUGUGUUACUCCCUGUGGGACGAUUUCACCUGCACCUGCCCACCCAGCACAGCAGGGCGGCACUGUGAAGAGGUCAGAUGGUGCGAAUUGUCUCCAUGCCCUGCAGACGCUGAGUGCAAGAUGCUCAACCAAGGUUAUGAAUGUUACUCCAAUGCCACUUUCCUGAAUGAGAGCACUGUUCUGGUCUAUCGAGGCAAUGGCCACAUAUUCCGCAACCUCACCAACCUCUCUGUGAACCUGCGCACCAGGAAACGUAGCGCAGCCAUCCUACACGCGGAGAAGGACUCGGCCUUUGUCACCCUCUCUGUCCAGGACGGUUUCCUCUUCGUGGAGCUUCAGAGCUUCACCAGAGAUGCGGAAGGCACGGAGGGAGACAAGCGAGGAGCGUCCACAGUCAGCCUCAACAGCAUGAGAUCUGUCAGUGAUGGCGAGUGGCACAGUGUCCACUUGUUCAUGACUGCACCGUGGGCUAAUAUGUCUGAGUGGACUCUGGUGCUGGAUGAUGAAGUAGAUGAAGCCAUCACCUCCAGUGGUCAAGGGGGAAACCUGGACUUCCUCAGGAAGGGAGUGGACAUCUUCCUGGGAGGUUUGGGUCCUGACAUUGGGUGGUCACUGUCUGGGUGCCUGGGCACAGUGGAGAUGGGUGGUGUUGCUCUGCCUUACUUCAGCUCUUCUCGGGUGAACUUUCCACGUUUGCAGGAGGAGCAAUUCAUCCAGACGUCACUUAAGCCUCCGCUGGUCGGUUGCAGCGGGGCGUCUGUGUGUACGCCCGACCCGUGUCUGAAUGGAGGGGAGUGCCGAGACUUCUUCAACUACUACAACUGCAGCUGUGCUGAGGGCUGGGCAGGGAGGCACUGUGGCUUCUUCACUGACACCUGUGCCUCCGGUCCUUGUAUCCACGGCAACUGCAGCGUCAACGGGCUGACCUACGAGUGCUCCUGCGAACUCGGAUACACAGGAGUGGACUGUGAGGAGGAGGUCGACAUCUGUGCAAACCAUUUGUGUGCACAUGGAGGCACCUGCCUGUAUGGGCCUGACAGGUAUGCCUGUCUGUGUCCUGAAAACUACACCGGACCUCUCUGCAAUGAACGGGUUGAAGAAAUUCCUUGGUACAUUGUUGUCAGAAAUGUGCGGCCCAAGCUUCCUGUGUCUGUGUGCGGAGAUGACAUCAAAAACUACACUUGCUUCAACGGUGGCAACUGCACUGAGCGUGAGCUGUCGUGUGACUGCCCGCCUGGCUUCACUGGGCACCGGUGUGAGCAGGAGGUCGACGAGUGCAAGUCCAACCCGUGUCUGAACGGAGGCUACUGCCGCAACCUGGUCAACAAGUUCCUGUGCGUGUGCGACAUGAGCUACGCCGGCGACAUUUGCCAGAUGGACUUGACCUCUGAAGGCAUGACCUCUGACCUCCUACUCGCCAUCAGUCUGGUGUCCGUCGUCCUGCUGCUGGUUCUCAUCCUGACUUCGGCCGGACUGGCGGUGGCGCUGAACCGCCGAGCCACCCGCGGCACCUACAGCCCCAGCCGGCAGGAGAAGGACGGGUCCCGGGUGGAGAUGUGGAGCAUCACCCAACCUCCGCCUAUGGAGAGGCUCAUCUGAAGAGCGGCCUGGGAACGAGGCCUUCACAUUUGGAUAUGCACAUGAUACAACGUUUUCUCGGAGUUCUCCGGUGACACCGUUCGUCCUUCUUGCUCAGAUGCGCUGCACCUGCCCGACGGGCAUCCUUCAUUCUACAUAGAUUGGUGCUCACAAUGUAUAGAGUUUGUGUGCCUAAUCCAUAUUUGUAGGACAGAUUUGUCUCCCGCUUAUCCUGUUCAUCAGCUGAAAGACAGACAAGACCCAGGACUGGCCACCAGUUAAACACAAGGCACCGUAAGGACUUCUUUUUGCAUAACAUCCUCUGUGAGCGCUGGAAUCAUGUAGUUCUACAGACAUAAAACAAAGAUAGGAAUGAAUGACUCAGAAAUAGUUUGUCUUUAGGCUGACUUGCCUGUUAAAAUGUUACAAAACUGUGCUGUCACAUUGUGUAUGUACGGAAAAGAUUGGUCAUUAUGUGCCUUUGUUUGCCGCUAGGUAUGUAAAUAUAGUCUGUGGGUGUAUAUUAAUUUAUUUCAUAGAUGUCGAAUUUGGUGCCAAUAUUUUGAUGAUUUGCAUUGCUUUUUCUUUUGUGUAGGUCUGAAUACAACAAUACUCAUCGUGAACAAACUUUGUCACAUUGUCUUCUUUUCUUUACACAAAAUAUGCAAGGCUGUUCUCAGCAAAAUUUGCACUCCAUACACAAAGUAUGAUUAUUUAAACACAUUUUCUGAAACUAAUAUGCCUUACAUACUGUAUUGGUCCUUAUAGUUAACACUAUCAAGUUCAGAUAUUCAAUUAUGAUUAUGGCUUCUUUCGGGGAUUGAAAAAGUUAAAAUAUAUCUUGCUUAAAAGAGAGUUUAUGCAUUUCUUUGUAACAUAUAAAGGAAUUUGCAUGCGUCUUUCAAAAAAUCUCGCUGAUUUGAACCACACGGUUUUGUUGGGGCAGUAACGUCUUGUUACCACGACAACCAACGUGGAGUUAGCGCAUCGCGACGAAGCAAGGGCUGCACAGUGCGUUUCUUUACAUUUAGUGACUUUUCCGACCCCUCGAACGACAAAUCUAGUGAGUGUUUGUGGUGGUAUCGGGGACUUCUGGAGACUGUUCGCCAUUAUGCGUCCAGAAUGCAAAUGAAUCGCUCUUGCACGAUCACACCAAAUGUGAUUAAACUAUAUCCUCCCCAUAAAGUGCGCGUCUAUACAAAUUCAGUUGUGGAGGCAGCACUUCAUCACCAAAUUACAUUUUGUCAAUUACUGCAGUGGAUCAUUUGCUACUUACGGCUCAAGGAUUGUUUCGUUUACCCUUCUUGUUAAGGUCUGCUUGCAUUGGGGUCACGUUGUGCAAGCUUGCUGUGUGCGAGCCGACUGUUGGCAUACAUACUGUCCCGUACACGACUGAAGUGGAACAGUAUGGCCUAGUACUGUUUAGGAUCAUUGGGACAUGGUGGAGGUGACUGACAUAGAGUUUGAAGUUCAUCAUACUAGAAGUCUUUGUUACUUUUGCUCCUGUCAUGCAACUAAAUUAUU
Molecule: messenger RNA, 5492 nt
Organism: Phyllopteryx taeniolatus (common seadragon)
Lineage: Eukaryota; Metazoa; Chordata; Actinopteri; Syngnathiformes; Syngnathidae
Gene: crb1
Product: crumbs cell polarity complex component 1
Exons: 13
Coding region: 21-3989 (1322 amino acids)
Biological process (GO): establishment or maintenance of epithelial cell apical/basal polarity; heterophilic cell-cell adhesion
Cellular component (GO): protein-containing complex; plasma membrane
Molecular function (GO): calcium ion binding
Source: RefSeq, a predicted model, not a curated record